AUGGCGAAAGCGUUUCCCGCUUUUAACCGCCAGCCCUCGCCCCACUACCGCUACUAUUCACGUCACUUGCGUUUCCAUUUUUCCCGCUCUCUUUUUGACCGCCAUUUUCAUUUUCUUCUUUCAACCGUCAUUUUGUUUCAAUUUCUUCUAAAUUUUCUCUCUAUCAUUCGCACGUCUGUUCUCUUCUCUGUUCGCUCUGUAUCGCCCCAUAUCUAUCUAUCUAUCUAUCUAUCUAUCUAUCUAUCUAUAUAUAUAUAUAUAUGCUGGAUAAUUCAAUUUAUAAUAAACUCCUUCUCCUUUCUUCUUCUUCUUCUUCUUCUUCUUCUUCCGCCUCUUCCUCCUCCUCCUUUAUCCUCCUCCUCCUCCUCUCCUUCUUCUUCUUUUUCUUCCUCCUCCACCUUAUUCUUCUUCUUCUCUUCUUCCUCCUCCUCUUUCUUCUUCUUUCCCCUCUUCUUCCUCCUCCUCCUCCUCCUUCUUUCUUCUUCUUCUUCUUCCUCCUCUUUUUCUUCUUCCUCCUCCUUCUUCCACUUCCUCCUCCUCCUCCUCCUCUUCUUCUUCUUCUUCUUCUUCCUGCGUUUGUCUAUCUAUUUUUGA
Acanthosepion pharaonis is the source of this 594-nucleotide messenger RNA. The record is from the annotation of a GenBank genome assembly. Lineage: Eukaryota; Metazoa; Mollusca; Cephalopoda; Sepiida; Sepiidae.